AUGCAUGCAGCAGCAGCAGCAGCAACAGCAGCAGCAAUAAACAGCAGCAACAAUAAACAGCAGCAGCAGCACCACAACCACCAACAGCAGCAUCAUCACGACUACUGCCUGCAGCAUCAGCAGCAACGGCAGCAACAGCAGCAACAUCACGACUACCAGCAACAGCAGCAUCAGCAGCAACAGGAGCAACAGCAGCAUCAGCAUCAUCACCAGCAGCAGCAGCAUCACGACUACCAGCAGCAGCAGCAGCAGAAGCAUCAUGACUACCACCACCAGCAGCAGCACCAGCAUCACGACUAUCACCACCAGCACCAGCAGCAGCAUCACGACAACCAGCAGCAGCAGCAUCACGACAACCAGCAGCAGCACCAUCACGACAACCACCACCAGCAGCAGCAGCAGCAGGAGCAGCAGCAGGAGCAGGAGCAGGAGCAGCAGCAGCACCUGUAA
Molecule: messenger RNA, 450 nt
Organism: Eimeria acervulina
Lineage: Eukaryota; Apicomplexa; Conoidasida; Eucoccidiorida; Eimeriidae
Exons: 1
Coding region: 1-450 (149 amino acids)
Source: RefSeq, a predicted model, not a curated record